Messenger RNA from Acipenser ruthenus (sterlet), 1850 nucleotides. RefSeq names its product allograft inflammatory factor 1-like. The transcript has 6 exons. Gene Ontology annotation, biological process: ruffle assembly; actin filament bundle assembly. The record is from RefSeq and is a predicted model, not a curated record. Bases 1157 to 1666 code for a protein of 169 amino acids. Gene Ontology annotation, cellular component: ruffle membrane; actin filament. Gene Ontology annotation, molecular function: actin filament binding; calcium ion binding. Lineage: Eukaryota; Metazoa; Chordata; Actinopteri; Acipenseriformes; Acipenseridae.
UUUCAAGCUGAUCUUAUUAGGAAUGCAUUUGUGGGGCUUUUAAGUUGUAUGUUGGUAGCGCGGGUGUGUGAUCCAAGCCGCACCGCUUGCUCAUGUUACGUUCCAUUCCUACUCUUGGGAGUGCCCUGUUCUGGAAGACUCCGUCAGUGCUGGGGUUUGAAACGCAGGAAUGAGGGGGGCUUCACACCUACGAAGGACGCAUCACUGGUGGAAUAUUUUGUUCCAGUGUUGGUUGGUGCAGAAAAUAAAACUCAAAAACGUAUCACAAAACAAUAGGUUAUUCAAUGUCAUACUGAAGUUUGUUUAUGAAUUUAAAAAUAAUGCCAAAUGUUUACACAAGGAAGUGAAGAAAACAGUCAUAACUAUCUCCAGUAUAUCAGUGUUGAGUCAUUGCAUUAUUGGAAACAGUUCGCUCUGUCUCAACACGCCAGGCAUGUUCACUGAAAACAAAUGUCCCUGAACAGCACUGCCACGACGCGCCAGCAGAGGGCAGUGAGGCGUGGAUCCGGCCCCACGGGUUACAGGAAUGAAGAUUUCUCGCUCUGGAUCCUCAGGGAUUCUACCAGCUGCAGCGUCACUGACUUCAAGAGGGGCGCGGAGGAACAAGCACCACCUCAGUGAAAGCUAGUGAUGCACUAGCCGGUGUUUUACGUCGCUGCUCAGGUUGCUAGGAUACGGUCGAUGGUGCUGGAAGUUGUACGUCAUGCUUGGAAGUGAGUCGUUUUAAUCAGCAGAACCGCGUGUGUGCGUCAGCGUACACAGCACGUGUAAUUAAGGGCUGGUUUUACACAAAUAAAAUAAACGCGUAUGCUAAAUGACGCCUUGUCAUGAUGCCCCGUUAUCCCAUUGUGCAUACAAUAUAAAAUCAGGUAAUAAUAAUAAUAAUAAUAAUAGCUGGUCUCCGAACCCCGUUAACUCGUCGCUUGAUCUGAACUCUGGUCUCCGCCCCCGCGUGCUGCACAACACUCCCUAAUUAAGACAAACGAACAAGAGCUAAUUUACAAUGAAAGAAAGACCCGUGAUCCACCACACCCGGGUACACGCGUUUCUUGCGCGGUUAUUUGUUUAGUUAGUUAGUUUUGAGUACGUGCAAAAUUAAUAUUUUACGUUGUUUGUAUUUGUUUUAAUUCCUCGUGUGUAAGUUUGAACCCGUACGAUGACAUCAGCGGAGGACCUGGAGAUGCGUCAGAAGCAGGAGGCGGAGCUUAGCGCCUUCAACAAGUUCCUUGCAGACCUGCCAUUUCUCAACAUCCCAGACCUGCGUGGCAAACUGGAGAGACUGAAAUGGAAGUUCAUUGAGCACGACCCCCAGCACAGCGGUGAGAUCGACCUGCUGGUUUUGGGGUGCGUGGUGCAGGAGUUGGGGUCCCCCAGGACGCAGGCAGAGCUCACAGCGCUGGUGCAGGACCUCACAGGGAACCACGGCAACAACAUCCCAUACCGCGACUUCGUCAUGGUGAUGCUGGGCCGCCGCUCCUCCAUGUGUGCGCGGAUAAUGCGCUGCAGCGGCGUCGGCUGUGUGGAGGGUAAGAAGCCUUGUCUGAUCUCCGCUGCCCACCCCCCGGGCUCUCCUGUGGGCGCGCUGCCCUCCCCUCUCUCCCUCCUGCCCCCUCCCCCGCCCCCCUCCCCUGCUGACGGGGCCGUCCCGGUGUUCCCCCCCGCCUGAGCCCCGAGGAGGGGGGUGAGCGUCACUGUGUCUGUCUAAAUACUGAACAUCUGUAAAUGCAAAAUAAAGAGGUUGUUUUUUGAGUACAGAGCUCCUGAGUUAUUAAUGCUGAGCUCCACUUGAUUUUUACAUCUUGACUCUUCCCGUGCUCUGUAAUGAGGAAUGAAAUGAACGUUACCUCCCC